This is a messenger RNA of Colletotrichum graminicola M1.001, 648 nucleotides long. RefSeq lists its product as uncharacterized. Gene Ontology annotation, biological process: proteolysis. Gene Ontology annotation, molecular function: cysteine-type peptidase activity. The coding region runs from base 1 to 648 and encodes 215 amino acids. The record is from RefSeq and is a predicted model, not a curated record. NCBI's taxonomy places the organism in Eukaryota, Fungi, Ascomycota, Sordariomycetes, Glomerellales, Glomerellaceae. The transcript has a single exon.
AUGGUCUCCAGCGACUACGUGGCCAAGUCGGCCAUCCGCCAGGCCAUAGGCAGCAAAACUCCCAUUCUGUUACCUAUAUUUGCCCGAAACCACUGGGCUCUUGCCGUGCUCGAGCGCGGCCGUAUUGCUAUGCAGGACCCAACGCUGUCUUCUGUCUUGCUCUACGACUCAUUGCCCUCUGCUGGCAUCCGGGCCGAUGCAUCAGCUCAGGUUGCGGCCUUUAUCAGGCACUACCUCCCUGACACACCAGACUAUUUAUACAGCAACCCUAUGCCAAUUUUUAGUCCUGAACAGACAAACGGCAUCGACUGUUGUGUCUUCGUGUUUGCCUUCGGGAUGCAUGCCGUCGCCAGAUGGCCGCUCAGGGCCCAGCUGGAUCCGAGGCUGUGGCGACGGAUCAUGGCAGCUCUAGUCUUUGUGGAUGUGGCCACAUGGCAAACCAUUGUCCCUGCGCUAUCCAAAGGGCCACAGCCACCGCCACCUCUGACGCUAUCUACGCAUGGCAAUGAGGCUGGCACCGAAGCCGACAACCCACUUCAGAUACUCAAGGCGGCAACCCAGGCAGUCAAUGACUGGCACAGGGCACUCAAGAUUGAGGUCCAGGAUUACUACGACAGGGAGUCAGCAAAGCUGCAGGAGGUACUCUAG